Messenger RNA from Rosa chinensis, 2160 nucleotides. RefSeq names its product RING finger and transmembrane domain-containing protein 2. NCBI's taxonomy places the organism in Eukaryota, Viridiplantae, Streptophyta, Magnoliopsida, Rosales, Rosaceae. The record is from RefSeq and is a predicted model, not a curated record. The transcript has 9 exons. Gene Ontology annotation, molecular function: ubiquitin protein ligase activity. Gene Ontology annotation, biological process: positive regulation of ERAD pathway. The coding region runs from base 441 to 1856 and encodes 471 amino acids.
AAGAGAGGGAGAGGGAGAGGGAGAGAAAGAAGAGAGUUCAUUCCUCCUUUCUGCUUCGUCGUCCUUUAAGCUCGUAGUUGGGGGCAAUUCCCCACUUUCUCUUCUCGCGCUCUUCCUCAUUGAGCGAGAAAGAGAACCCGCCAAACACAGCCCAAAUUACCCAAAAACCAAUUCUUGAAUUCCAUUCCCAAACCUCACACAUACCCAUCACCAUCAUCAUCAUCACCAUCAUCAACCUCUCCCACAUUUCUCUGCAAACCCUAGCCUUCCACUCAUCAUCGCGCAAUUCCAUCCGGCAAUCGCUGCUCUCCGGCCCUCCCAAGAUUCCGUCUUGGCAGCGCCGCCGGCGCGAUUUCGUCCGGUCCGCGUUUCUCCGAUGCCGUCUCUCCCCUGAAGCCCCAUCACCACUGCGCUUUCGAAGGGUUUGGGCGUUUAGGCAAAUGGAAGCGCCAGGUGGCAAUCAUCUGGACUCGUACAGAGCUCCGGUUUCGAGCAAUAGUAGCUCUAGAAGAUAUGGAAUGCUAUCUGCUUCCAAUUUUAUUCAGGCACCACUGUCUGCCUUGUUGGAGUACUCGGGCCUUCUGCGCGGCCGGUCCAGUCACCAAGAAGCCGAGUCUUUGAUUGGGGGACGUAGCGCUGCCGCGUUCAGGGAGCACCAUCACGGUCAGGUGGAUCAAUCGAGCAAUGAUGGGGAGGUUUCGAUUAGGAUAAUUGGUGCAGGGGAGCAAGAGCAUGAUAGGGAAGGGGGUGGUUUAGUAGUUGGACAGUUGAGGGAGAGUAGUCUUCUGCAAAAUGAUGUUUCCGGACAGCCAAUAGCUAGGGUGGGCUCUGUUACAGUGGUAUCGGAGGAGGGUCAGGGAGAUGGUAGGACGGAUGUUGGUUCUGGAGACGGCAUGUCACAAUCGAUGAAUGGAAGUGCUGAUGGAGAAGCUGGUGAUGGUGCUGGGGCUAAUGGCAGGGAUUCUUCGUACCAGAGAUAUGAUAUUCAGCAGGCAGCUAGGUGGAUUGAGCAGGUCCUGCCCUUUUCCUUGCUUCUAUUGGUGGUCUUCAUUCGCCAGCAUUUGCAAGGUUUCUUUGUUACUAUCUGGAUUGCUGCUGUUAUGUUUAAGUCGAAUGAUAUCCUAAGGAAACAGACAGCUCUGAAGGGAGAGAGGAAAAUCUCUGUUCUAGUAGGCAUCUCUAUUGCAUUCGCAGUUCAUGUGAUUGGUGUUUACUGGUGGUAUCAGAAUGAUGAUCUUCUGUACCCAUUAGUUAUGCUUCCUCCCAAAGUUAUACCACCUUUCUGGCAUGCUGUUUUUAUCAUCAUGGUUAAUGAUACCUUGGUCCGGCAGGCAGCAAUGGUGAUCAAGUGUAUUCUAUUAAUGUACUACAAGAACAGCAGAGGACGUAACUAUCGUAAGCAGGGUCAAAUGCUUACAUUGGUUGAGUAUCUACUUCUGUUGUACCGGGCCUUGUUACCAACACCAGUGUGGUAUCGUUUCUUCUUGAACAAAGAAUAUGGUAGUCUCUUUUCUUCACUAAUGACAGGGUUAUAUUUGACCUUCAAGCUUACGUCUGUUGUUGAGAAGGUACAAUCUUUCUUUGCUGCAUUGAAGGCCUUGUCUCGUAAAGAGGUUCACUAUGGGGCGUAUGCAACAUCAGAGCAGGUCAGUGCAGCUGGCGAUCUAUGUGCCAUCUGCCAGGAGAAAAUGCAUGCUCCUAUCUUGCUUCGUUGUAAACACAUCUUCUGUGAGGACUGUGUAUCAGAGUGGUUUGAGAGGGAACGAACCUGCCCGUUGUGCAGGGCUUUGGUAAAACCUGCAGAUCUUAGAUCGUUUGGCGAUGGAUCAACGAGUUUGUUCUUCCAGCUGUUUUAAGAUCGUUCAACUGUAAAAACGAGGUCUGUUUCUGCUUUGAAGUUCGAAUUAUCAUUCGAAGCAGGCAUCUCCUCAUCCUUGUGACUACACACUGGUAUAUUCGAUUGUAUUUUUGCUGUGCCUUGUUCAUGAUUUACCCCUGGAAAGAAAAGUAGUUGGGUAUAACUGAACUGGCUACUGUUCAUACAGACGUAUUGAGAAAAUGUCAAAAAAUGUAUGUAAUUCGCCAAUUAAGCAACAGAGAAGUUCCUUUAAUCACCAUUUGCGUUUAUAUCUAAUCGUUUGCCUUGAAUGGAAUUUUAGA